Molecule: messenger RNA, 1144 nt
Organism: Saccostrea echinata
Lineage: Eukaryota; Metazoa; Mollusca; Bivalvia; Ostreida; Ostreidae
Product: phospholipid scramblase 1-like
Exons: 10
Coding region: 94-867 (257 amino acids)
Biological process (GO): plasma membrane phospholipid scrambling
Cellular component (GO): plasma membrane
Molecular function (GO): phospholipid scramblase activity
Source: RefSeq, a predicted model, not a curated record
AAGAGUAAACACUAUCGGGUAUAAAUGUAUAAACUCCGGUGAGUAGCUGGGUCACUCUCUCGGACAUCAACGUCAGGGUAUAAUUAACUAAAGAUGGCAGACAAACAGUGGCAAUCGCCAGUUCAGGUGCAGCCCAGACAAGGAACAGAAUGGAUGGCCACACCCCAGUCUGUCACCGGAAUACCUCAGGGACUUGAAUACCUCAGUGCUUUGGAUCAAAUUAUUGUCAAACAGAGGGUAGAACUAUUGGAAGUUAUAACUGGAUUUGAAACCAAGAACAAAUACGACGUAUUGAACAGCGUUGGACAACAAUGUUACUUCGCUCAAGAAGAGUCGGAGUGCUGUCACAGAAUUUGCUGUGGAUCAAACAGAGAGUAUGUGAUACACAUAUCGGACAACAUGGGCCAGGAGGUGAUGAGGGUCCGCCAUGACUUUGUCUGCUGUGUUGGAUGUUGCUGGUGUGCAACCGACUCUUCCUGUGGUUAUGAAGUCCAGAUCGAGGCUCCAGUUGGAAAUAUAAUCGGCUAUGCCAAACAACAAACUUCAAAAUGGAAGCCACAUUUCCGUGUGUUCGAUGCUAACCGUCAGCCAUUGUACGUCGUCCGAGGACCCUGCUGCGGUUGCCAGGCUAUUUGUUGCACAGAUGAUGUCAAUUUUCCUGUAUCGGAUUUGACUGAAACAAACGUUCUUGGUCGGAUUUUUAAGCGCUGGGCUGGAUGUGGACGUGAAUCAUUCACUGAUGCCGACACCUUUGGAGUCUCAUUUCCCAUAGAUAUGGCGGUAACGAGUAAGGCCCUUCUGUUCGGCACCGUCUUCCUUGUGGACUUUUUGUACUAUGAACACUCAGAAGACGAUAAUAACCAAUAACUGUUGGAGAAUUACCCGGUACUAGCUGGACACUAUAGAACAAAUACAAACCUGUGGACUGUGUCUGAAUCACACUUACUACUGGGCUGAAUAUAUCCUCAGUGUUUGAUACGCAAUCAAUAUCAUUGUUAGAUGUACACCUCUGAUUUGUCUCAUAGAUCAUUCUGUCCAGAAAAAGAGAACGAGACAGUAAAAUGUACACGUCAGCUCUAUUUUUAAUUUGUCUAUUUUAAUUAUGCAAAUGUAUUUCAUCUAUUUGAAUUGAUAAAGAAGUGAA